Messenger RNA from Parasteatoda tepidariorum (common house spider), 1248 nucleotides. The record is from RefSeq and is a predicted model, not a curated record. NCBI's taxonomy places the organism in Eukaryota, Metazoa, Arthropoda, Arachnida, Araneae, Theridiidae.
AUGAUUUUCGGUUUAACUAAUGCCCCAGCAGAAUUUCAACGAUUGAUGUACCAUGCAUUAGGCCCGUUGUACAACAAUGGUAUAUUAUGCUAUUUGGAUGACAUACUUGUUACAGCAAAAACGUGGGGAGAAAUGAUACGGAAGUUAACUGAAGUAUUUAAAGCAUUACUCUCCACAAAUUUAACCCUGAAAUUACCUAAAUGUGAGUUUGGAAAGAAAGAAGUGGAGUAUCUAGGAUUUAUUGUAAAUAAUAACGGAAUGAAACCUGGAUCAAGAAAAGUAGAAGCUAUAUCUACGUUUCCUCAACCUAAAAAUGUACACGAUGUAAGACGAUUUCUUGGAUUAACAAGUUUCUUUAUAAGAUUCAUUCCAAACUAUGCCAUUAAAGCUCUAUACUUAAGGCAGCUGACGAAAAAGAAUGAAAUUUUUAAAUGGGAAAAAGACCAAGAAGAAGCUUUUGAAACCUUUAAACGUGAGUUAACGAAUCAACCAAUUUUGGCUCUUUAUAAUCCUGAAGCAAAAACUGAAGUUCACACCGAUGCAUUCGCAGAUGGUUUAGCUGAUUUUGGAUUACCGAAUCGCUUCAUAUCGGAUAGAGGUUCCUGUUUCACUUCACUGGAUUUUCAAAGAUAUUGCAACGAAAAUGGCAUCUUGCACACAUUGAAUUCUACCUCCCAUCUUCAAGCAAAUGGAAUGGUUGAGAGAACAAAUCGAACAAUAUUGUCCACCAUAGUUACGUCGAUUGAAAAAGCGGAUCAAAAGGAUUGGGACAGUAGGAUUAAGGAAGUCGAAAGAAACUUGAGCAACACCAUGAACAAAACUCUUGGGAAAAUGCCUUUUGAAAUUCUUCAUGGCUAUAUACCAAGAUUUAAGGAUGGAAUUAUAAGGUUGUUUGCUGAUGAAGAGGUUGAAAAAUGGAAUUAUCCAAGGAAGCUACAACUCGAAACAAGAGAAAAAAUUGAAAAAGAGCAAGAGAAAGUUAAAGCACAUUAUGACAAAAAGAAAUCUGGAACACUAGCGUUUGAUAACGGCGAAAUCGUUGUAGUCAGAAGACAUCCAAGGGUGACAGGGCGGUCAACGAAAACUCAACCACGGUAUCGAGGACCUAUGGUUGUCACAGAAGUACUUCCUAGCGAUACAUAUAGAAUCUCUCAAUUAGAGGCUAAUUUUAUACAACGGUCGCCUAUCAGUCAAUUAACGGCUCAUGUCUGUCAAUUAAAAGCUUGGAGAAGCUGUAAUGAAGAUUGA